AUGCACCUGAGUCAUCCAGCCCGCUGCUGGCAUGCCUUUCGACGAAGAUGCACUUCUGAUAUUGCACGCCCCUAUUCCAGUGUUACACAUGGAUUACCGCCAUGGAGACCUGUUUCGGCCUUAGAUGAAUGGGUGGAGCGAGCAAUCAGGCCAAUCAGUCUUCGACAGUUGACGUUCUUUGGCCGGACCCUGACAGAACCGCGACUGAUCAGUUCCGGAAACUAUGUUCGGACGGAGCUGCCAACUAGAAUUGCGCACCGUCUGCGAGAUAUUCAGCAAUUGCCAUACGUGGUCGUGUCGAAUCCGCACCUCUCCCUCGUAUACGAAUUAUACUACAAAGCAUUCGAGAGAUUCAGAACAAUACCAGAGAUUAGGACGGUGGAAGACAAUGACAAGUUUUGCGACAUUUUGCGCACGACUCUCAAAGAGCACCUUGUUGCAAUUCCCAAGCUGGCAAUGGGUGUCCUGGAAUGUCGAGGUCUUCUACCUCCGGAGGUUAUCGAUGAAUUCAUGAACACACUCUUACGAGCGAGAAUCUCUCGCCGCGUCAUUGCUGAGCAGCACCUCGCACUAACGGAAACGUUCAACUCCCCAUGGCACUUCCCUGGCUCCCAAGACCGCACGGAUAUGAACGCAGACUUUGUGGGCGAAGUCUUCCUAAAAUGCAACGCAAAGGAGGUGAUUGAACGGUGCGGAAAACUAGCGCAAGACAUGAUGCGACAGAGUUCUGGGUCAGAUAAGAUCCCAGAUAUCUGCGUACAGGGCCAUCUGAAUGCCACAUUCCCUUACAUCCUGAGCCAUCUGGAGUAUAUCAUCGGUGAACUUUUGCGCAAUUCCAUCCAAGCCGUCAGCGAGAAAUAUAAAGAUUGCUCGGAGAAACCACCUCCUAUCGAAGUGCUUAUCUGUGAAGCACCACAACACGUCAUCAUGCGGAUAUCGGAUCAAGGCGGGGGUAUAGCUCGCGAUGUUCUCCCGUAUCUAUGGUCCUUUGACAAGGGACCACAAAGCAGAGCGCAUCUCGAGAACCUUAAACGGGUUCCGGCGAUGGCGGCCACAAUGCAAGAACUGACAGUAUCCAAGGAACGGAAGCACGCUGACAAGGAGACAUUCCGUGAAGGCUCAUUGGAUUCUCUGACUUCACGGCCUCCAAAUCUACGUCUUGGUAUGGGAUUACCUAUGAGCAGGGUCUACGCCGAAUACUGGGCGGGAAGUCUUGAAGUACAUAGCUUGGAAGGCUAUGGUGUGGAUGCAUUUCUCCAGAUAUCGAAGCUCGGCAACAAAAACGAGCAGGUCACGAACAGAGCGACGAUUGAUGCUGUAUGA
Aspergillus chevalieri is the source of this 1323-nucleotide messenger RNA. RefSeq names its product protein kinase PKP2. Gene Ontology annotation, molecular function: pyruvate dehydrogenase (acetyl-transferring) kinase activity. Gene Ontology annotation, biological process: regulation of glucose metabolic process; protein phosphorylation. Bases 1 to 1323 code for a protein of 440 amino acids. The record is from RefSeq and is a predicted model, not a curated record. Gene Ontology annotation, cellular component: mitochondrion. The transcript has 4 exons. NCBI's taxonomy places the organism in Eukaryota, Fungi, Ascomycota, Eurotiomycetes, Eurotiales, Aspergillaceae.